This is a messenger RNA of Rangifer tarandus platyrhynchus (Svalbard reindeer), 210 nucleotides long. Lineage: Eukaryota; Metazoa; Chordata; Mammalia; Artiodactyla; Cervidae. The record is from the annotation of a GenBank genome assembly.
AUGUCCGUCCCAAAGCGCAGGCGCCGCGAGCGCGGGCCGUGGAUGGGCACUCCGGGUACCGCGCACGAAUGGCCCUAUCAGAGCUGGCCUUGCACAAAGCGAGUCCCGCCCCCAGGCCGCCGCCACGAAUCCCCUCCCCCUUCUUUGGCCGCCUCGGCCCGCCCACUUCGGCCCGUGCCCCGCCCCGCGCCGUUCUCAGCUAGAGGCUAG